AUGAGCGGGAACGGAGCGAAGAAGGUAGCGGAGGUGGCGGCGAAGGCCUCUAAGUCGAUCGAUUGGGACGGGAUGGCGAAGCUUCUCGUCUCCGAUGAGGCACGCAAGGAAUUCUCGAACCUCCGCCGCGCCUUCGACGAGGUCAACCACCAAAUCCAGACCAAGUUCUCGCUGGAACCUGAACCCAUUGACUGGGACUAUUACAGAAAAGGAAUUGGUUCACACCUGGUAGAUCAGUAUAAAGAAGCAUAUGAAAGCAUUAAGAUCCCGAAGUUUGUUGACACUGUGACUCCAGAAUACAAACCCAAGUUUGAUGCUCUGCUCGUUGAGUUCAAAGAAGCAGAAAAGCAAUCUCUAGAGAGAUCAGCACAGUUGGAGAAAGAAAUUGCAGAAGUUCAGGAGAUGAAAAAAAAGAUAUGCAAUAUGACAGCUGAUGAAUAUUUUGAGAAGCAUCCAGAGCUGAAGAAGAAGUUUGACGAUGAAAUUCGUAACGACUACUGGGGAUAUUAACUGAAGAAUCCACUCAAGAUUUCAUCUUUGGUCCAGCAUGAGAAGAGGAGUCAAAUUUCUAGCCAAAAACGACUUGCCGGCUUCCUCAAACCAGCAAAGGCCAGAAGCACCGGCAAGUCAUUCUUGGCUGCAAACUACGGCCUCUCCCUCCCAUGCAAGGCCUCAGAUGAUCGAGUUG
Messenger RNA from Zingiber officinale, 688 nucleotides. RefSeq names its product ATP synthase subunit d, mitochondrial-like. The transcript is spliced from 6 exons. Bases 1 to 510 code for a protein of 169 amino acids. NCBI's taxonomy places the organism in Eukaryota, Viridiplantae, Streptophyta, Magnoliopsida, Zingiberales, Zingiberaceae. Gene Ontology annotation, molecular function: proton transmembrane transporter activity. Gene Ontology annotation, biological process: proton motive force-driven ATP synthesis. The record is from RefSeq and is a predicted model, not a curated record.